AUGUCUGUGGUUUCCGGCUGGCCGCCUGGCGCAGACCCGAGAGUGACGGUCGUUUCAACCUUCGUCUUUGUUGGUUGUCAGCCAGCCAGAGAAUUCGAGGGUUCAACUAUCGAAGAGAUGGAGAGCCACUACCUGCAAUGGUGCCUAUAUGGUCUCAUGCCAGAAUACCUCCAAUACCAACCAUGGCAGCUAGAAGCUGGCCGGAGUAGGAGCCUGCUUUGGAAUGGUUUAGCUGCUGACCUACGGCGGCCGGACCAUCCCCUUCCCGUCCGCCCGGCGAAGACGUCAAAGGAAACCCACAAUAGAGAAUUCGAGGUUGAAAGACAACAGUUUGAGCAUAGGUGGAUUCGAGUCUCCGUAGUUAGUCUGACUGGCUCAUACCUAUUGUCGCCCUCCAAGAUUGGUCCGACCAUUCAGGACGAUCUUCUCUUCGGCCCAGUGUCUCUACCCUGCCUGGCACUGUUGAAGUCUGUUCCCCUCCGCUAUCUGGACGCGUCUAGUACCCCGAAAGACACUAUCUUUAGACCCGCGCUGCAUUACCUAAGGCAAGGUACCCACGGCGCUCGUCCCUCCAACUGGCCAAGCCCAGCUCUCUCGCACCUGGCGUUUUUACCUGGUGCCCCUGUCCACGUCCGCCUCCACGUACGGCCGUCCUCCUUUCUUCAGCUGCCAUUGAUCUACCCGCCCCUUUCAUGUCCUAUCCUUCGCCUUUACAUCUGCGUGCAAUCUAUCCUGAAUUGUCAAAUUCUUGGAGAUAAUCCCGCUGGUCCCACCUUCCAUCUACCUCGUCUCCUACUCCUCCAUCUUCUCAUCCCCUACCUCGACGACCAACGCGAAGCAGACGACGACGACGACGACGACUACGAUCGAGACAGCGAUAGUAGCGAGUCCCACACACAAGACAGGCCAACGGUUUUUGCCUCUGGCAAUUACCAUAACCAAUCUCUCUCGCAACUCUUGCCCACUCGCUUGCCCAUGAAUCUCACGAAUUGCUCCGAGCUCCCAGCCCUAGACCUACCGAAUCCCAUCCGCCAAUCUUCCCGGGAAUACUAG
Messenger RNA from Colletotrichum lupini, 1053 nucleotides. RefSeq lists its product as uncharacterized. Bases 1 to 1053 code for a protein of 350 amino acids. Lineage: Eukaryota; Fungi; Ascomycota; Sordariomycetes; Glomerellales; Glomerellaceae. The transcript is spliced from 11 exons. The record is from RefSeq and is a predicted model, not a curated record.